Fusarium oxysporum Fo47 is the source of this 2451-nucleotide messenger RNA. Its product is annotated as fungal specific transcription factor domain-containing protein. Bases 1 to 2451 code for a protein of 816 amino acids. The record is from RefSeq and is a predicted model, not a curated record. Gene Ontology annotation, biological process: DNA-templated transcription. The transcript has 14 exons. Gene Ontology annotation, molecular function: zinc ion binding; DNA binding. Lineage: Eukaryota; Fungi; Ascomycota; Sordariomycetes; Hypocreales; Nectriaceae.
AUGCAUCAAUUGCCGUGUCAGUCACGUCGGCAGACAAAGAAUCCUGACGCUGCAGACCCCGUCACGCCUCUGUCACGGGCGCCAUCUUCCCCUUGUGCUCGAUCUCAGCCCGACAACCUUAUGGCAUCACCUUCUCGUAGAUCCAUCGUCGGGAGCUCCGACGCCGAAGCUCAAUUCGUGCCUUCAGGCACUGGAACUACGUACGCCGCCAAUCAAAUGGCUUCUACCACCCCAGUAGAUUAUCCGGUGAUCAUGGCCAAUGAACAAGAUGUGUCUAUUUCCAGUCUUGCCUACUUCUCUAACAGCAAGUUGAUCGCGUUGUCGAGACGAAUCGGUACUACCCAAGUCGCAGAUCUAUUAGCAAAAGUCGAGGCAGCUGUUAAAUCAACUACACGAAGUCCCGGUGGAGUGAGUCCGUACCCGAAUAACUUGGAAAAGGAGGCUCGGUCUGUAACCUUAUCCCAACAGUGUAGACUGGAUUACAUUCAGUCAUACUUUGAUCAAGUGCACCCACUCUAUCCAUUCCUUGACCGCGCCUCUUUCGAAAAUAGGGCGCGCUCAUCACGGGUCGGGGAUAUUGGAUCUGUGGACCCUGCUUGGUGCGCUUUGUACCACGCCGUCCUUGGCCUUGGCAGUCUGUAUCAUGAGUGCGGUAGUUUCGAUGCCUUCUCAGGUACUGCUUGGGAUAUCUUCCGAGUCUCGCUUGAUUUCUUUCCUCGAAUUGUUUUUGGCCAAAUAAAUUUAGCCACAGUCCAGGCGAUGGCUGCUAUGGCUAUCUUUAGUGUUACCUAUGAAGCCCUUCCUAUUGAGGGUGUCUUAAUCAGUGAGGCUGCAAGGAUUGUCAGCCAUUUCCAAAUAACCAAGGCUGAGGCAUGUAAGACGAACCAAGAGUUUCAGAGAACCUUUUGGGUCAUCUACUCACUGGAGAGCGAAUACUGUCUGAAUACAGGCCGAUCAUCGAUAAUACCGAGCCACGACAUAUCAUGCCCCAUUCCUCAGACAAACUUGCCGUUCUUGUCAGGCUUUAACUGGCUUCAGUGUAAGGCAAAACAUGCCCAGAUGGCCUCAGAUAUAUAUCAACGACUAUUUUCGGUCAAGGCCAGGUCAUCUUCUCAGGCUUUGCGUCGGCGAGAGGCGAGCCGUUGCUUGGAAGAACUAGAAGCUUGGAGACUAUCGGUUCCAGAGAGCUUCCGUCCCGGGCUUCGACUCCGAUCUCAUCGGCUUGGGCAGCCACAAGCGGUUUAUUUAGCAGUUCAGAUUCACUUUUCUUACUACAACGUGCGCAUUGCCCUUGCGCGUGUCUGUCUCCUUGCGUGGGCCCAAGAUUCCGAAGAGCAAACGCGCUACACGUUACUUCUCACCGAGUCUGCAAGAUCUAUUACAGACCUGGUGCACUUUAUAGACCUUGAGCCAUUCGUCCUGCCAUGGGUACAAUAUAACAUGCCGCAGGCUGCGCUAUUUGUCUUGUUUGACUUUGUAAUUGAACAUCCCUGUCACGAAGAAACGAGAAAGAACCUGUUGUAUAUGCAAAUAGCCACAUCGUACUUCAUGCGGCUGCAAUGUGUAACCGGAAAUACGGUCUUUGGUACAAUUUUAGCUCAGUUCCUACAAAUAGCUACCAGGUUUGUGGAAUGUACAUGCACCUCAAGCAUAACUCAGCCAGAGGUUUCGGCAAAUCCACGAGGCUCGGAACUAUGGCAGAGUCGAGACAGCGGUAUAGGAACGAUUGAUUUUGAGGAGUCACUUGGCUUUCAGGGCCUCCAAUUUCCCAUGCACAAUGGUUUUGAGUUUCAAGAUAUGGAUUUUUGGCUGACGGAAAGCGGUGUUUUGUCUUUUCUAGAAUCAAGCGGGGAUUUUGGUUUGCCAAACCCGGAGUCCGAGGGGCCCCCUGGUUAUAAAAGUGUUGAAAUGGCUCUUUCCGACUUCAAAAGCUCGCCGUUGGUAUCAGUUACCCUGCAGAGUGCUGUCCUGGCAGCAUCUUCCAAUUUGUUAGCACAGGUGCUGAUGGCAUACCGUCUCGGUAAACCCAUCUCGGUAGAGUGGAUGCCCGUAUCACAAUUCAUUAUAUGGACAGCCAUAUCUACGCCUCCGAAUUACCUAUGGCAGGAUUAUCUUGAGACCAAGUUCCCUAGCUAUAACUCGAGGCAAAAGGAUGUUUCAAAGAGGCACGGGAAAGCUGCCAACGAUAGGCUAAGCGUGCCCAACACACUUGUCAAAACCAUAUUGGACCAGACCAUUGGGGCAGUUGUCAACACCUUUCUCCUGUGUGCCUUUAUAAACUUUACGAAAUCAGCGGUGGUACCUUCAGUUUCUUCGGGGUCUAAAUUUGACUACACACGCAUUGACUGGUUAUUCAUCCUGAACAAGGCGCACGAGGAUUUCUAUCCUCUCCUCGUUGCGGGUUGGAAGCUGUGGCCGGCUUGCCAUGGCGAUGAGAAGAUGUCGUACUAA